Zasmidium cellare ATCC 36951 is the source of this 1755-nucleotide messenger RNA. Its product is annotated as glycosyltransferase family 59 protein. Gene Ontology annotation, molecular function: dolichyl pyrophosphate Glc2Man9GlcNAc2 alpha-1,2-glucosyltransferase activity. The record is from RefSeq and is a predicted model, not a curated record. Gene Ontology annotation, cellular component: endoplasmic reticulum. The transcript has 3 exons. NCBI's taxonomy places the organism in Eukaryota, Fungi, Ascomycota, Dothideomycetes, Mycosphaerellales, Mycosphaerellaceae. Gene Ontology annotation, biological process: protein N-linked glycosylation; dolichol-linked oligosaccharide biosynthetic process. The coding region runs from base 1 to 1755 and encodes 584 amino acids.
AUGGCGACCGCAUUAGCAUCUCUUCUCGCCCCGCUCAACCUCUGGUUUUCGGCCGUCAACCACGCCGUCAAAGAACCAUACCUCGACGAGGUCUUUCACGUGCGGCAGGCCCAGCAUUACUGCAAUGGCAACUUUGAAAUCUGGGAUCCGAAAAUCACCACGCCUCCAGGACUUUACGUUCUCUCCUAUCUCUUCAAGCCAGUGCUCGGUUGCAGCAUCACCUCUUUGCGUGGGAUCAAUGCGAUAUGCACCGUCGCUCUGGUGGUCAUGUUGCGAGCGACGUAUUCUGUUCGGAGAGAGGCCAACAAUGAGAAGGGAGCGGUGAGCGGCUUGCUUGCAACGCACAGCUCGCUGAACAUUGUGCUCUUCCCGCCGCUGUUCUUCUUCUCUGCGCUGUACUAUACCGAUGUGGCUUCGACACUUUCUGUCACGAUCUUCUACUGGUACUUCAUUCGAACCAUCCCGAAGAAGCGCGCCACUUUCAUCCAAGGCGCCAUACAGGUCUUGCUAGGGUUGAUCAGUUUGACGUUCAGGCAGACCAACAUUUUCUGGGUUGCAGUCGCUCCCGCGGCUCUGAUGCUUAUUGUCGAGCUUGACAGAGGGCAUCGAGUCGUCAAGGAGUCCAUGUACAGAAAAGCUGCUGGAUUCGGCGAUAACAUCAUCAGUGUUGCCAAGACGAGCUGGAAGAUGGAGGUUAUCUACGACCCUCCAAUUCGAGAUGCCUGGUUUGAAGACUUCUUCCGAACGAUCGUCUCCAUCGUCGCCUGCGCCUGCAAAGCUGCCACCCAACCACAACGCAUCUUGGACCUAAUCUCAGCUCUGGCCCCAUACAUCGUCCUCAUCGCCUCCUUCGCAGCCUUCAUCUUCUGCAACGGCAGCGUCGUCCUCGGCGACAAAUCCAACCACAUCGCCACCAUCAAUCUCCCACAAAUGCUCUACCUCUGGCCCUUCAUCACCUUCUUCUCCUGGCCCCUGCUCCUCCCGCACUUCGCCCUCCUCCCCUUGACCAUCCUCUCCCGCAUCGGCGAGCUCGCCCACCUGGAACCCCUCCUCAUCUUCCGCCGCCGCUACUUCCUCCCGCGCCUCAGCCUCCUCCUCGGCUUCAUCGCCCUGGCCUUGCUCCUCGUCCACUUCAACACCAUCGUGCACCCCUUCCUCCUCGCCGACAACCGCCACUUCCACUUCUACAUCUCCAGGCGCCUGCUCCGCCCCUGGUGGGUCCGCUACGCCGUCACACCACUCUACAUCCUCACAGCCUGGGCCUGCAUCGAAACCCGCGGCGAACCCGUCCCCUCGCCCAAAGCCGCUACAGGCCUCAACCACGCCGCCAAGUCCCAAAGCACCGCGGAUACCCUCGGGAUGACCGACUCCGAACGCCGCGCCUGCCUCCCCGACGGCAAAUCCAGCAGCACCGUCUCCUUCACGCUCGUCAGCCUCGCCACGACGGCUCUCUCUCUCUGCACCGCACCGCUCGUCGAGCCGCGGUACUGCAUCAUCCCGUUCAUCAUCUGGAGAAUGCAUCUUCCGCUGUAUACUGUUGACGAACACGCCGCGAGCGGAGCGAGGAGCGAUUCGAGCAAAGCGAAGAGUGGUAAGGGCAGGACUUGGAAGGCUUUUCUGGAAGCGUAUGACUGGAGAGUUGUGGCGGAGACGGUGUGGUUUCUGGUCAUUAAUGCUGUGACUGGGUAUAUCUUUAUCAGCUGGGGAUUUGAAUGGCCUCAGGAGCCGGGCGUUGUGCAGAGGUUCAUGUGGUAA